GCCGCGCCCCUGCGCGUGUGCCUGGCGGCCGUCAUGACGCUGAUGAUCGCCGUGGGGUUCCUGGGCAAUUCCGUGGUCUGCGUCAUCGUGUACCAGCGGCCGGCCAUGCGCUCGGCCAUCAACCUGCUGCUGGCCACGCUGGCCUUCUCGGACAUCAUGCUGUCGCUGUGCUGCAUGCCCUUCGCCGCCGUCACCCUGGUCACCGUCCGCUGGCGCUUCGGCGACUACUUCUGCCGGCUGUCCGCCGCGCUCUACUGGUUCUUCGUCCUGGAGGGGGUGGCCGUGCUGCUGAUCAUCAGCGUGGACCGCUUCCUCCUCAUCGUGCAGCGCCAGGACAAGCUGAACCCGCGGAGGGCCAAGGUGAUCAUCGCCGCGUCCUGGGCGCUGUCCUUCUGCGUCUCGGCGCCGUCGCUGGCCGGCUGGGCGCUGGUGGAGGUGCCGGCGCGCGCGCCCCAGUGCGUGCUGGGCUACACGGAGGUCCCGGCCGGCCGCGCCUACGUGGUGACCCUGGUGGUGGCCGCGUUCUUUGUGCCCUUCGGCCUCAUGCUGGGCUCUUACCUGUGCAUCCUGCACACGGUGCGCAAGAACACCCUCCGCGUGCACAACCAGUCGGACAGCCUGGACCUGAGGCAGCUCACCAGGGCCGGCCUGCGGCGGCUCCAGCGGCAGCAGCAGGUCAGCUUGGACUUGAGCUUCAAAACCAAGGCCUUCACCACCAUCCUCAUUCUCUUCGUGGGCUUCUCCCUGUGCUGGCUGCCGCACUCGGUCUACAGCCUCCUGUCCGUGUUCAGCAGGCGGUUCUACUGCGGCCCGUCCUUCUACACCACCAGCGCCUGCGUCCUGUGGCUCAGCUACAUCAAGUCCGCCUUCAACCCCAUCGUCUACUGCUGGAGGAUCCGAAAGUUCCGCGAGGCCUGCGUCGAGCUGCUGCCGCAGACCUUCCAGAUCCUCCCCAAAGUGCCUGUGCGGAUCCGAAGGCGAGUCCAGCCGAGCACCGUCUACACGUGCAACGAAAACCAGUCGGCGGUCUAGGGGGAGGCAGGCGGGGCGCGCGGGGCCUGGGCCGGGGCGUGGCUGGCCCGCUCUGCUUCCUGGCGCUGGAGUGUAGUCGGCGUUUCGUGGCGGCCAGGGAAGCACAACGAAACUCACUUGUUACCAUCUGAGCUGCAGCUCCCGGGUUUGCAGGAUGAGUGAGUUCUGUGUCUUGCUGCAGGAGAGCAGUUGUGGUCUGAUGGGGACUGCGUGUGGUUAAGGUGCUGGGAAAUGGCAGAGGCCCAGGAAGAAG
Messenger RNA from Miniopterus natalensis, 1285 nucleotides. Lineage: Eukaryota; Metazoa; Chordata; Mammalia; Chiroptera; Miniopteridae. The record is from RefSeq and is a predicted model, not a curated record.